Molecule: messenger RNA, 2055 nt
Organism: Emiliania huxleyi CCMP1516
Lineage: Eukaryota; Haptophyta; Isochrysidales; Noelaerhabdaceae
Gene: CKC1
Product: cyclic nucleotide binding K+ channel
Exons: 7
Coding region: 1-2055 (684 amino acids)
Biological process (GO): potassium ion transmembrane transport; regulation of membrane potential
Cellular component (GO): membrane
Molecular function (GO): voltage-gated potassium channel activity
Source: RefSeq, a predicted model, not a curated record
AUGAAGCUCGCCUGCGCCGCAGCCGCCCUAUCUGUCGCCUAUGGCAUCGAAACAGAGCUCACCAUCAAGUCCUUCAGCAACACCGACUGCACCGGCACGGAGCUGGCUUCGCAAGAGGGCGUCUUCAUCCCGUACUCGAUCGGCACGGGGGCGGUCGGAUGCGACGAGUCAUCGCUCGCUCCAGUGUGGCACGACGCGUCAAACCCAUCGAACCCGUCGCCGUAUGACUCCUGCCAGCUGGGCAUCCAGUACACCUGCGUCCGCGGCGUGCAGGGGUGGGACAGAUACGUCAUUCCACCACGCCAUCCAGCCAUGGCGGUGUUCGACGUGAUUGUCGUGGCGUGUGCGCUCUACAACACUAUUGCAAUGCCCCUACUAGUCAGCUUUUUUGCUGGCCGCCGACAGUCUAGCACGGCUCUACGGUCCAUCUCGUAUUUAACGGAUGCUGUCUUUGUCGCCGAUAUCCUGCUGCAGUUUUUUCACGGCUUCGUCAAGGACGGCUACCCGGUGCUCGAGCUGCGGGCCGUGGCGCAACGAUAUGCUACCACCUGGUUUCCGGUCGACGUGGUAUCCACCCUUCCCGUGGCUUCUAUCCAUGUCGACGAUUCGACUAUGCAGCGCGCAGUGUUGACGCGGCUUCCCGUGCUGGUCAAGCUCCUGCGCACUGUCCGGCUGCGCAGGGUCACCUCGACCUGGCGCGGCCUCUCAGGCGGCAACGUGCUCAGAGUUCUGGCCGUGCUCAUAACCUGGAUCAUUGUCUCCCACUGGAUAGCUUGCGUGUGGUUUUGCAUCGGUUGGCUGAGCUGCCUGUUCAAUCCUAGUCACGACAGCUGGCUCACGUACUACUGGCCCGUGAUGCGUACCCAGUGCGAGGGCGGCGGCCUCUCACAGCCCGAGGAGCUGGCCCAGUUUGUCCCCACGAGCACAAUGUACGUUCGAUCGCUCUACUUUGCGCUGAGUACGACGAGCUCGAUGGGCUACGGCAACGGGCCGGCAGCGGUGCAAGAUGUCGAGUAUGUCUUCGCCGUGUGCGUGCAGCUCUUCGGCGCUUGCAUCUCUGCGGUCAUCUUCUCAAACAUCUCAAGCGUAAUCAACAAGGGCGAUGCCGCAAGCAUGCGCUUCUUCGAACUCACUGACCGAGUCAACGAAUUCAUCCGCUUCCACCACCUCCCCACCGCGCUGAAGGGGAGGCUGCGUGCGUACACGGAGAUGCAGUUCUCCCUACACCGAGGCAUUGACGCUGGUGGGGUGGUUACUUCGUUUCCCACGCACCUUCAAGACGACAUCUACUACCACCUUCACGAGCGUCUCCUUCGUCAAGUGCCAAUGUUCAACGCCGUCGAAGACGUGGGGUUCAUCAGAUCGCUCUCGAGGCGGCUGAAGCCACAGGUCCUCCUCGCGGGCGACUUCGCCUUCCAACGUCAAGAGGUGGGAGACCGCAUGUUCUUUAUCCAGAAGGGCCACGUUCAAAUCUGCAACGAUGACCAGAGCGUUACCUACGCCACGCUUGGUCGCGGCGGCUACUUCGGCGAGUUGGCGAUGCUUACUGCGACGCGGCGUAUAGCCGGGGCGAGGGCGCUGGACAACUGCAUCCUGUACGUACUCACCGAGGAGGCGUUUGAGGAGGUCAUGCGAUACUACCCGAACCACUACGAUACCAUCCUCGAGCAAAGCCUCGCCGCGCUGGAGGCCACGCUGCGCUCAAACGAGGCCACGCUCGAGACCCGCAUGAUAAAGGCACGGCUAAAGUCUGCGCUCGUCCGAGUCAUGACCGAGCGCACACAAGUCAGGCGCGGUGACAAAGGCCUCGGCGCGAACAAACGCGAUGGCGCGAACGGCUUCGUCGAGACUCUGCGGCGCGAGCGCAAGCGGUGGCGCCGACCGUCGUCAGAGUGCGAUGCCGUGGCAGGCGACACUCGCCGCGUGCAGCUGAUGCAGGAGAUCGAGGCCAGCAAGGAGAGCCUCUCGCGUGUGGCCGGUGCGCGACAGCUGCUCGAGAGCGCAGCAGCCGAUGGUGUGUCGAUCGCUACCGUCGCACGGAGGGGCGACCCCUAG